Molecule: messenger RNA, 577 nt
Organism: Gryllus bimaculatus (two-spotted cricket)
Lineage: Eukaryota; Metazoa; Arthropoda; Insecta; Orthoptera; Gryllidae
Source: the annotation of a GenBank genome assembly
CGAAGCGACCUUCGGAAGGCUGCGCAGGGCGAGAGCAAACGGUGGGAGGGUUCGCUGCUGUCCGGUGGCGGCCGGUAGUGACGAUGGCGGACGCCGCAGUUGCGUUCGGAUUGUCGUCUGUGACUGAAGUGGCAGCGGGUCUUUAUUUCACUACCAAAGUCUGCGCGCUCUUACGCGCUUGUUCACCAGCUGCCUUGCUUGCUCAUCGAUGUUGAAGUUCAUCUGCGAUAACAGCUACGAUAGUAUUUGUGAUGGGCCUGAAACAUCAAAUGUACUGUCUACGUGGUUGCACGGGGCAAAAGACAUUGAUCGACAAGUAGGGGCAACAAGUGGACUUCGAACACAAGAAGAUAAUGCUAAUGAAGAUAUUUUGGAUGUUCACGAAAGUGAUGAUCAGGAAAGUAAUUUUGAGGUUGCUGAAGACGUGAUAUCUUCCAUGCUUUGUAAAAACAAUCCACAAGAAGGAGCUCACAGAUGUAAAGACUAUGGCAAAGUCCUCCAUGUUUUACCUGAGUGUUCCAUUGCUUUAGAAGAUGAAGAAGGAGGUUAUGGACAAAAAAGGUUGUCAAAUGUGUAA